AGUCAAUGGAGAUGGAAAUCUCUAAUGGUUUCCUCGUCCAUUUUAUUAUGUCAUCUUUGCCUCCCCAAUUUGAUCCAUUUAUGAUCAACUAUAAUGCGAUGGAUGUUAAAUGGGAGAUUGAUGAAAUGAUGGCGCGAUGUGUGCAAGAAGAAGAAAGGCUUAAGGCUGACAGAAUUGAUCAUGUUAAUCAGUUUGGUCAUUCACAAAAGAAGAAGUAUAGAAAAUUUGUGAAUGAAUAUGUGAAGCCCAAGCCUUAUAAGUUCAAGGAAAAAGGCCAAUCCUCAAAAGGUUCACAACAAAAGAAGCCAGAAAAAGCGCCUAAUGCUGAAGGAAAUAAUUCCAAUGCUUGCCACUUUUGUGGAAAAGGUGGGCAUAGGCGAAAGGAUUGUUUUGGCUUCAAGAGAUGGCUCAAAGAAAGAGGGAUUCAAUAUGAGGAAGACCCUAAAAAGAGGGGAAAGAACAAUUAGAGUUGCUAAUGGUGUUGAAGCUUAUGCUGAGGCUAUUGGAGACU
Molecule: messenger RNA, 511 nt
Organism: Lolium perenne
Lineage: Eukaryota; Viridiplantae; Streptophyta; Magnoliopsida; Poales; Poaceae
Source: RefSeq, a predicted model, not a curated record